Messenger RNA from Oncorhynchus nerka (sockeye salmon), 866 nucleotides. Its product is annotated as macrophage mannose receptor 1-like. The record is from RefSeq and is a predicted model, not a curated record. NCBI's taxonomy places the organism in Eukaryota, Metazoa, Chordata, Actinopteri, Salmoniformes, Salmonidae. The transcript has 4 exons. The coding region runs from base 60 to 866 and encodes 268 amino acids.
CAGAGAGAUAGAAAGGGGAGAGAGAGAGCAAGAGUAAGAGAUUUCUACAAAAAACAGUGAUGGAAACGUUGUUGUAUCUCACCCUGCUAAUCUCAGGGUUCUACACACCUUCCUCAUGUCUUCAUCAGUAUCACCUCAUUACCAACGAUAUGACCUGGACUGAUGCCCAGAGUUACUGCAGAGCACAUUACACUGAUCUGGCUACAGUAGAUGACAUGGAGGACCUGAACAGGCUGAUGACCAGUGUCGGUAGUUAUAAUUCCUGGUUACGGAUCGGACUGAAGAAGGGAGACUCCAUGAAGUGGAACUGGUCUCUGGCAGACAGACGUUUCUACAGCGAGGGGGAGACUGAGUUCAGAAACUGGGACACAGGGACACCCCAAAAUGGUAACUGUGCAUUAAUGAGUACAUCUGGGCUGUGGAACAACGCCUCCUGUGAUGACCAGCAUCACUUCAUCUGUUAUGAUGGAAAACAAGACACCAACCUAACAUACGUCUUAAUUCAGGAGAACAAGGCCUGGAUAGAUGCUCAGAGUUACUGCAGACAGUAUCACACAGACCUGGUCAGUGUGAGGAACCAGACUGAGAACACAGAGAUAGAGAAGAAGAUAUCACUUCCUGUGUGGAUCGGUCUGUUUCUAGACUCCUGGAGAUGGUCAGACCAGAGUGACUCCUCAUUCAGAAACUGGCAGUCAAGAUGGCUGACAACAGAUCAGACAUGCAACUGCACUCUGGUGUCUCCUUUUACUGCUUCUGAUUAUACUAAAUGGAUAAAUCAACCUUGUGACUCCAUCUAUGCUUUCAUCUGCUAUGGUAAGUUACCAUAUUCUCCACCUGAUCUACCUAAUACUAUGAUGACAGAAUAA